Ascochyta rabiei is the source of this 1107-nucleotide messenger RNA. RefSeq lists its product as uncharacterized. The record is from RefSeq and is a predicted model, not a curated record. Lineage: Eukaryota; Fungi; Ascomycota; Dothideomycetes; Pleosporales; Didymellaceae. Bases 1 to 1107 code for a protein of 368 amino acids. The transcript is spliced from 2 exons.
AUGGGCGACAUCACUGGGCAACAACAAGGUGAGCUUCUUUCGACUGAGGAAACUCGACUCUCGCUCCCAGCAUCAGGCAUAAAUAAUGCCUCGACACCAUCCCGAGACCCAACCGAUGCAGUCACGGAUGAUCCGCGCUUGCAUGCUACCAAGGGGCUUUCGUCUGUAGUCCACCCGCUAGUCGAGCAGUCCCUUCGUAAGACGCCUCUAGUGCCGACUGAAGAUUCGACGGCUCUGAUUAGGGAUGAGGAGAUUGAUGGGAUUUCAGUUUCACGAGAGCCGGUUGUCAAUUUGCCCUUCUCACCACCAGCGCAAAUCGAAGUAGCUACUUCCAGAGCACUGUCACCUCCGUCUGAGAACACCGACUCCGCUGCAACUUUGAUUGAACUGUCAGUUCCAUCAGAAUAUCAAGGACCCUCGAUGCCGUUGGCCGCACCGAUGGAACGAGGUGCUUCUUCAGCGCUGCCAUCUCAAUCGGAGAACGAGGCAGCGGUCGAAGUGGCCGAGGGCCCCGUGGAGAUGAGAGAAUUCUCUGUCAAGCAGGACAAGGGGAAAGAACGGGCAGCCUCACCUCCAGCGCCAGUGGAACGAAGAGUGUCUGUCUCUUUGUCACCUCAGAGAUCGGGUAGCUUACUCCACGUACCCAGCAUGACUUUAACAUCUCUCUCUGGAGCUGGCAUGAUCUCCUUGCCUAGCUCGCCUAAUAUCACACCUAACUCUGAAUCAAAAGCUGGUAGAAUUCCUGCAGCUCAAAGCGCAGAGAGCGAUGACUACCCGAAAAUCUCAAACGGCCUACGUACCACAUACCGCAAAGGGGUGCCUCCAUACAAGCCACGAAUACAAUUACCGAAGGUAACAAGCAUGUCCGGGUACCGUCGUUUCGUCACGAAGUAUGCAGGAGAACCGCUCUAUCAGCUCAGCGAGACCAUUCCUUAUGUGCUUGGGCCAUCGGCACUCAUCGAGCGUCUACAUUUCCUCGUCGAAAAGAAGAUCCCACUACCAGAUGAGGUUAGACAGUUAGUGGUCAGGAAUGGGCUUGACUUGGCUUCGCUUUUUGAACAUGAUUUGGCCUUGUUCAACGUUCUGGGUUGCCUCUGGGAUGAUUAG